This is a messenger RNA of Penicillium alfredii, 1527 nucleotides long. Its product is annotated as glycosyl hydrolase family 79 C-terminal domain-containing protein. The coding region runs from base 1 to 1527 and encodes 508 amino acids. Lineage: Eukaryota; Fungi; Ascomycota; Eurotiomycetes; Eurotiales; Aspergillaceae. The transcript is spliced from 7 exons. The record is from RefSeq and is a predicted model, not a curated record.
AUGCGUUUUUCUUCAGCGGUGGCCUUGCUGCCCGCUGCCAGUGCGAUAUCCAUCUCGCCGUCAGCGACGCCGACUAAUGCGACGGGCCCGAUUGCACUCACCUUCCCUGGUCUUGCCUUUGAGCAGGCUUCGUUCUAUUACUAUUUUGGCAACAAGAGCCAUCCCAACACGUUCUCACAGAACCUGGUGAAGGCCAUUGUCGACAAGACAAAAACAGCCCCGGUCGUUCGUGUCGGCGGUACUUCUCUAGACCAAUCAACAUACGACCCCAACCUCAAAGAACCCGUCUACCUCCCUAACCCGAACCAGGGCAUCCCCAGGAACAUGAAGAUAGGACCCUCCUUCUUCGAAAGCUUCCGCAACAUCCCCGACGCAAAAUACGUCGUGGAUAUCCCCUGGGCGAAAGAGAAUCUCAGCAAUUCGUUGUCCUUUGCCCAAACCGCCUGGAAAUCUGUCGGGUCCUCCAAUAUCUAUGCUCUGGAAAUUGGCAAUGAGCCAGACAACUACCCUGGCCCGGACAGACCGAAGGGCUGGACGCAAAAACAGUUUGGCGAGCAGUGGGGGAAGUGGUCGCGGGCUAUUGCGGAUAAGUUGAAGAUCCCCGUGGAUGGUGGCAUGUUUCAGGCUGUGGCUUUGGCGUCACAGACGGGGAAGACGAAUUUCCCUGGGGGGACGCCGGAAUCAUGGAAGAUUGGGGAUAUCUUCAAGGCCAAGUUGAGUGACUUCACGGACCGAAUGAAGACUGUGUCGAUGCACUACUACCAAACAAAAGCCAAUGAGCAUACCAACGUGCAAGCCGAUGUGAUGAACCAUACCGCCGUGGUCCGAGGCACCGGCUUCAUCAAAGACGCCCUCAAAAGCCUCAAGCCCUACAAGGUCCCACUAUUCCUCGGUGAAGUGGGCAGCUCAAUGGGCAAUAAAACAUCAGGCCCCAUGCUCGGAGGCGUACUGGGUUCCGCUCUGUGGCAGGUGGACUUUUCACUGUACAGCAUGUUCCUAGGAGUCGCUGGAAUCAGCAUGCAAUCGGGGGCGCUAUUCGAGUUCUCUCUCUGGCGCCCCGACUACAACAAAAAGCCCGGCGCCGUGCUGCCCGCCUUCUAUGGGCAGGUAUUCACGGCCGAGUUCCUGGGUACACACAAGGAUGUCAGCGUAGCCAAUCUGGACCUGAACAAAUCGUAUCUGUCGGCAUAUGCAGCCUACGAGGGAAAGACACUGGCGCGUGUGGCGAUUGUGAAUCUGGAGUUGUGGGAUGGCCAUGCAGACAACAAGCCGAAACGCCCCUCUCAGGAGAUUGAGCUUGGUGUACCUGUGGGCACCGAGAAGGUCACUGUUAAGAGAUUGGCCAGUCCCAUGGGUGGGACGGCUUUGCCGUCGGAUCAGAUUACUUGGGGUGGUGUGGAGUGGACGCGCAAAAGUAAUGGGAAGGAGCACAAGGUGGAUGACAAGGGAACGGAGGAGCUGACUGUCAAAAAUAAGAAGGUACAGGUCAAGGUGGACGCGAGUGAGGCGGUGAUGGUUUUCUUGUGA